AUGGUGAGACCAAAGAUGCAAUUGGAGAAGUUGGAGGGAAAGGUUUCAAGAGAAGAAUACUACUUGCACAAUAAAUCAAUUGUGGCCAAGAAAGUUAAAGAAAUGAGCUUUUUAACGGGAACUCAUAUUUUGUUCCUUGCAUUUUCUCCUUCUAAUAUUCCAACACUUCAUUUGGGACACCAUAGCAACUUUGUGAGUAUUGUAAGGAGAUUUUCCCAAAUUUCAUAUCAUGAUAGAGAAAAGAGGAGACAUGACAAUCUUCAGACAAUGAAAUCAAAUUAUGAGAAAGAAGGAUACAGCAUUGACGUACAGAAAUUGUCUGACGCUUGGAAAGUCAAGAAAAUAGAGGAAUUGAGAAAAGAAUUGGAUAAGAUUAAGAAUGAAUUAAUUGAUCUCAAACUGAGGAAAAGUUAUUGGGAAAAUCCACAAAAUGUCAGUAGUUGUGAAAUGAUCAAGGACAUGGAGGAAAGUCUAUUGUUGUCGCUUCAAUUUGUUCUUAAACGCAAGAUUGAAUUAACGUCUAGUACAACACACUUCACAAGUGAUCGAGCCAGAAUUGAGAUCCAUUCGGAUUUGAAUCAAAUGACCCUUCCAACCACUCGAAAAUAA
This is a messenger RNA of Amaranthus tricolor (Joseph's coat), 609 nucleotides long. Its product is annotated as agamous-like MADS-box protein AGL65. The transcript has 8 exons. The coding region runs from base 1 to 609 and encodes 202 amino acids. Gene Ontology annotation, molecular function: DNA binding; protein dimerization activity. The record is from RefSeq and is a predicted model, not a curated record. NCBI's taxonomy places the organism in Eukaryota, Viridiplantae, Streptophyta, Magnoliopsida, Caryophyllales, Amaranthaceae.